UCUAGUUCACCGAAACACUCCACUCUCCACGUUUGGCACAUUGCGGUUAGGCGAAACUCUUAAAAUUCUCGUGCAUAAUAUCCUAAGAAAAGCGACAAACCCGCGUCAUAAAUUCUCCAGUUCUCUCAUCGCCAAUCACUCCCCCAAAUUACCCAAAAUUCGCGGCAAAUAAAUCCCCAAAAGACGUGUGAAAAAAAAUAAUACAGUGACAGCAUAGAUUAACCAGUGAGUAGUUGGGCAAGUGGAGUAUACCGGACAGUCAGUCACACGAAAAACGCAUGACGUAAUUGUAUUGAUCGGCGUUAGGGAAACCUCGAGGUGGGAAUAAGGAGUGGUGGGGGAAAAUACAGAAGGUGGCUCAACGAAAGUCGCGCAUUCGCCAAGCCAUUCGCCAUCUUGGACGAGGAAAUUUUAGUGGUGUGAUUAUUGUAAAGGAUAUAAUUUCAUCGGAACGAGGGAUUGAGAGAGUUUAUUCUGUGACCGAGGGAUAUUUGUUUUGUGUUAUUGUAAUUCCUGGCGGAUCGGGUUAUUAAGUUUUUUUUUUUAUUUGGAUUGAAAUCCGUUUGUCAAAUAGUAACCCAUUUGGACGGACCAAGACAAAGGGUUCGUUCGUUGGGUCUGAGUCGUACUAAAUGGUUGCCUGCAGACAGCAUGUCUACUCUGUCGGGGAUUGUGUCGAAGGGGGAGAAAGGAAAAUCAAAGUUUCAAUCUCUAGAUAUCAAUAGCUUGUACCGGGUCAGCAGGGGAGAAUCUUUGGAGCAGCACCAGCAGAAAAGCACAUUACCACGCAAACAUGGAAUGCAGAGUUUGGGAAAGGUGCCUUCGGCACGGCGUCCACCCGCUAACUUGCCUAGUUUAAAAAGUGAAUACAGCAGCAGUGAUCCAGCUGUCAGUCUUGUACCCAGCGGUGGAAGCGGUUGGGCAACUACUAAGGAACCAGCAUCAUCAACUACUACUACCUCUACCAACUCUACAUCAGCCCAAUCAUCCGACAAUUUAACCAGCAAUUCUUCACCUACACAAUGUGUGGCUGCAACAACUCCCGCAUCGACACCAUCGCAAGAGCCGUCACUGCCAGGCCAACAGCAGAAUACAUCUCAGUCUCCACAUCCAUCAGAAAUAGGAGGAAAAUCAUCAUGGAGUGCAAUUAUGACGAGACCCGGAGAGUUCGGAGGUGCGUCGGCUGGCCAACAGCAGCAACAGUCGCAACAAAAUCGGGAGCUGAACGCACAGUACGGCCCUGGUCCGAGCCUACGUCCACAAACAGAAGGAAGCUGGAUCCAGGGUGGAAGUCGCACCCCCGGCUCUACCGUAUCCCCUGCUACUGGAAAUGGAAGUACACCAGUGGCCCAGGUCCCCCAGAUAGGCAGUAUAGCUGGAAUAACCGGUGUACCCCUGCAGUCAUCCCACCAAGACGUAUCACCUGGUAUUCGUGCCAACUUGGGCCAAUCUCCGGUCACGGUAUCGGCCCAGGCAGGCCAAAACCAAUCGACAACAUCCCAAAAUCAGUCCACCCAGUCUGGACAAAAUCUCCAUCACUACCGUGGCCUGAUACCCCAAUUUAUGUGCCGUGGAAAUUUUCCACCCGGUGGUUUUCCCUCACAAUUUCCAUCUAACGUUAGUACCAGUGGGCCACGUCCACGCUUCAAUAAUAAUUCCAAUGAACGGCCAAGUGGCCAGAUGGGCCCACGCCCUGGUGAACGUGAUCGUUCACAGCACGAGGAGGAGAUGAUGAGUCGUCCGAUAAUAAAGGAGGAGGAUCUCACCAGAAUGGAUGACAUAUCGCACGAGCCAGGUUGGGCGGCGCACGACGACAUCGAUUACAAUCAGAAAUUGGCAUUCAGCGAUGAUGAGCCUGACACAGAGGCCCCACACCCCAAGAAGGAGGAUAGAAAAGAAGCCAGAAAAGACGAGAUUAAGGAGGAAAAACCAGUGACUGACACUGGUGGCUCGUCACUUAACGACGACAAGGACUCACCGAGGCCCAGGGACAAUCGCGAUCCCAAGGACAAUCGCGACAUGUCCCAUAGACCCUGGCAGCAGCCCCAGCAACGCAACGACUACCGUUCAUCAUCGAACGGCCCCAACAUGCCGGCAAUGAGGGACAACUACAGCUCAAGCUCGCAGCCACGUUCCCAUUCUCUGCGAGGUGUCGAGGAGGAGGAGAUAUGGAACCAGAGGCGCAAGGAGCAGGGGGAGAAGGUGGCGUCAGCGGUUGAGCGCGCACGCCAGCGCAAGGAGGAGGAGGAGAAGCGUUUCCAGGAGCAGACGAAACAGGCGGCUGCCAAGAAGCUCCAGGACCUCGAGAACAAGAUCAAGCAGAACAAAGCGAAAAUCGAGGACGAUCCACCAGUUGCUGAGCCCAAGGGGCUGAUAACAGUCCCACCAGUUGCAAUUCCAGUUCCCGAGUGGGAGAGAGAGCGUGAGAAUCGCGAACGGGAGAGCAGAGAGCGCUCACGCACGUCGUCAGAGGGGAAGGAGGAGAAGCCCAUGGGGCGUGACAUCAGGGAGGAUUUCACGAGGGGGAAUUUCAUGAGGCAGGACAUCACGAGGGCCGACAGGGAGCGAGAACGCGACAGGGAUCAGCGUGAGCAGAGGGACAACAGGGAUCGCGAUCAGCCAGCAUUUUCACGACAAUUCCAGAGUAAUUUGCCACCUCGCUUUCAGAAGCAGCAGGCGGAGAGGGGAUCGUCUGGCUACAACAGAGUUUCACCACCGAGUGCUGACAGAACUCUCUCGUCACCGAAUGUCACGAAUGUGCCGUUCUCCCAGCAGUACGAUCCUGGCAGGUGGUCGUCCUCGGGUAAUAUCAAGUCCCACAUGGGCCUGGGACAGCGGAGAAAUCGCGCUGACUCUGAUCACGGCUUGUCGAGCCCCCUGGAGGAGGAGCCAAGACCUCCCUCGAGGGAUCAUGUGCCCCACACAAGCCACAGCUCCCACGGAAGACGUGACGAUCGCUUCAGACCGCAGAUGCAUCAUCUCUUUGACUCGAGAAAGUCUGGUUAUCACGACGAUUAUCGUGGAUACAAGAAUGAUCACGAGGAGAGACAUGGACGUGAAUUCUGGGAGCGCGACAGGGAUCGUAUUUACGAGGAGAAGAUGAGGGAGGUGAGACCGAGGGACUCGAGGGAUUUUCGAGAGAGGGAUUCGGAGGUUCGCGAUGUGAGGGAGAAGGAUCGCCCUCGGGACAAGGAUUACGAGAAGCCGAGGGACUUUGAGGGCUCGAAGGAGUACGAUUGGAAGUCACAGGGGACUGAGGACGAUCGCGAGAGGUCUGAGACCAGCGAUUGGUCGACGGAGGCGCGGAGGAGUGACGAGAGGAUAGAUCGUCGUGAGAGGGACGAGAGAAUCGAGAGGAGUGAGAGACCACAGCGCCCGGACUCCAGGGACUCUCGUGCCUCGAGAGAAUCGAGGACAUCACAGCGCGAUGAUGAGCACAAGUCGACGUCGUGGGCCCACGAGAUGUCGGAUUACGAGGAGAAGAGGUGGGAGAGGGAGGAGUACAGAGAGCGCGAGAGGGACAGGCGUGCGCCACCAGGGCCGAUUACCAGGGAGAAGCUGCAGGCGGACGAUUUGAAGGUGGAGAAGCGUCAGCUGACGCAGCUGAAGAGGCUCGAUCAUCAGGAGAAGAAGGAGAGCCCCAAGGAGGAAGUCAAGAAGGAUAAAGAGCCAGAUGUCUGGGGGAGAAAGCUGGAGAGAACUCCUGAGGCGGCCAGGGGUGGUGAGCGUGAGGGGCUCAACUGCGCCUGGGCCGACGCUGUCUCCCCCACGUUUGAGAAGAACGAUGAGAAAAUAGCGGACACUCUCAAGGACGAUAAGGAGCCAGAGGAGGAGCUUAAGGAGAGCAUGGAUAAGCUGGCUAUCGAUAAACGAGAGGAGUUGGACUCGCACAAGGAGGAGGCGAAGGACGACAAGCGUGAGAAGAACGUUCGCAACAGGACGAACAGUGGCAGUGGCUCGAGCUCGAGGGGACGAGAGACCAGGGGUGGCCGGACCUGGGGGGGUUACAACAUGUACUCGAGGUGGAGGGGGCCAGAGUCUCGUGGAAGACGUGGCACUGGCUCCAGAUCGAUGGGACGUCCUGGCUCGGCCAAGAGUGGAUCCUACGGGGCACACACUGACUCCGACAUCAGUGGGGAUGAGAUUUCGGGGUCUGUCGAGUCGGGAAAGGAGGACAGGAGAUCCACUGGCCCCAGUAAAACUGCUGAUGCGCAGAAAUCUGAUAAGGACGAGCGCAACAGAGAGGUGACCAGAAGGGAGGACAAACGAAGUGGGGAUUAUGGUAAUGUUCAGGUACGUUCAGGCAGUGACAAACGUCCGAGCUAUGAGUCACGUCCUCGUGAGGGUUUUGCCCCCUCUGGGGAGCCCUCACGACGUGGCAGAGGGGGUGCUAGGGUCAGGGGGUCAACUCUCGGCGCCAGAAUGGAGGGCUAUGGUCCACCACCCAGCAAAAGCCCUUUCUCAUCAGACAGAAAUAAUGAUGAUAAACAGACACCACCACCAGCACAACAGAACACUUCAACUGACAAUGACAACAGCAAUCACAAUUCAUCGGAGUCAGCUGAUGAUAAAAUUAUUGCUAAACAGCAGGCACUCACUGCUGGCAUCACUGGAAUGCCUGGGAGGCGAGCCAAAUCCCCGAAUCAUCAGUCGAAUAAUCAGGCCAAUGCCAGUUCGGGGGUUAAGAGCCAGAAGAAGGACGACAAGAGGACGAGGAGUGGCAGCAGGAGGCGAAGGGAGAACAGGGAUAGAAUUCGUUCGUCUGCUGUAAAGCAGAAUUCGUCAGAUGUGGGGAAUGAGGAGUGGGAGACGACGUCUGAGAACAGUGAGGAGCAUGGGGACGAGCACAAGGAGUCGAGGGGACACAAGCCCUUUCCUGGGCGUCAGGGUCAGGGACAGUCAGGGCAACAAUCCAGGCGAAAUGAGCAGAUGAAUAACAGGGACAAGUCAAUGAAUAAACCGUCGAGUGCUGGUCGUUCAGCACCUGGACAGGUUGACAAGCGUCCACAGGGGAUGAGUGCUUUUCCCAAUCAGAGGAAUCACUUUCCCAUGAGUAUGCAACCGCAGGGGGCCAUGCAGCCACCGAACAAUCAGAAUGGGAGACCGAGGAGUCAGGGAUCGGCCAACAGUCAGCACUCGUCGUCGUCGAAAAGUGGAAAGGAAACAACUGUCAAUCGAGUCGAUGAGAUCAAGCUCAAUGAUGCUAAUUUGGUUGAUCAGGUGUUGAAGGACAUUGGGUGGAAGGGACAGGGAAAGGAGAAGAAGCAGGUUGAUAUUGAUGGUGAUAUUAAUAGCUAUUUGUCGCCGUCAGGGGGUGACGACGGUGGUAGCAACAGCACUGAGGACAUGAAGCUCGAUACCGAUGGGUUUCAGGAGGUCAGAUCUAAGAAGAAUCUGAAGGAUCCAUCGAGACAUGGACAGAAGGACGAGGCCAAACCACCGAGGAGAGAGAAGGACAAGGACAAGGAGCGAGAUCGUUCAAAGUCCAAGUCCAAUGGACAGCCAACCACUCAACAAGUCCAGAAUAUUCCUCCACUCCUUGGCCAGCCCAUUCCCCAGCCUGCCAACAUGCCGCCCAAGGCUUUCGACAGGAAUCCCAGUCGUCAGAAGCUGGCUCCCAGGUUUCAGAAGCAGAAACUCGCUAGGCAACAGGCACAACAGCAGGGACACCCUCAGGAGGGGGGCAAUGGUGAGAGUAAGAUAAAUAAUUCUGCUGGCCACGUCAAGGACUCCACUGGUGCAGCAGCUCCACCCUCUGUCAACGCCUGGGACAAGCCCUUCACCAGUCAGAUGAGGGCAAACUCCCCUAAUUCAAAUGUUCCAGCUGAUAUUCAAUUGAUGUCAGGGCUGACUGGAUCCAGUGAGCACUCUCACGAGGGCAAUGACCAGGUGAACAGCAGUGGCAGCAGCCAGAGAAACUCCCCAAGUGGUGAUAAGGCUCAGGGGAAGGGGAUGAAGGAGACGAUUGCUGAUAAAAAUGUGUCAGACACUUCGUCCCCACCCGUUCAAACUCUCAUCUUUGAAAAUACAAAUUACUCGAAGACCACUAAAACCUCGGACAUGGCUAUCAAGUCGAAAUUCUCGAAUCACAUGAAGCACAGUGGAUCUCAGCAACGUGUUGAUAAGAGAGAAAUCGAGGAGGAGGGCAGUCAACUUCAGCAACAGCAGCAGGCACUGGCUGUUGCUUUUGCAAAUAAAUUGAAUGAACCACUUAAGGAGAAAAACUCCCAGGAUCCCAUACAGAUGCCACUGUCCUUCAAUAAAACUGAGGACAAUGCUGAUAUGAAGCUGGACUUCACUUUUGAUGCUGAUCUGUCACAGUUGACUGAUGACAAGAGCAAAGGCUCACUGGGGAUGCCCAGGUCCAUGCACAUGACCGGUGGACACAGCACAAUAUCCCCUUCUACUGCUGAACUCAAUCUCAAAAUUGCUUCGGUUAAAAAAGUCUGGGAGAAUGCACCGAUGCCAACUGUCGUUGAACACGAGGAUGGCAGUGUUGUGUCCAAUGCCAACAGCUUUCCCCAGAGCUUUGAGACGACAGACGUUGAUGAUUCGUACAGUCCACAUCAGCAGUACAAUCAGACGAGCAUGAAGAAUGAAAUAACAACGUCAACCAAUGUUUGCAAGCUGGUUCCCCCGCAGGUGAAGCCGCAGCAGCAAUCAUCUGGGGGCGGUGGGGCGCAGGCUAAUUCGACAGUACCAGGGCCCAAUCCCAUUGGACCUGGACAGAGCCCCAUUGGCCAUCCACCAGCCAGCAUUCAGGCACCACUCAGUCCACCUCCUUUCAACUCUACUGGGCAGCCUUCGCACAUGAAUUAUCAGGAAUUUCCACAGUAUCCGGGCUCCCAAGCAGCUCAAUAUGGCAGCAUGUCAGCAAUUCCAUCACCACCAGCAGUUCUAUUCAACACUGGCUCAGGACAAUUGCCAGCCCAAGCUGGUGGCCUCUACGGUGCAUUCCAAUUGGAUCAGAGUCGAUCGCCAUUCACUCAGUAUCCACCCUAUGCUCCAUCACUUCAGAGUUCAUUCAAUCAGCAGAAUGUGUACUUACAGCAGGCACCACCACCACCGCAUGCCCAAAAUCCACCAGCACCUGAUAUGUAUCAGAGCAAUUUGUCACAGUAUCGUAUACCAGCUGCUGCUGCACCACCAUUUGGACAGAAUCAACAGCUCAGCAAUAAUCCUAAUACUGUUUUGAUCAGCUCAUCGUCUAAUUCACUCAUGUCAGCUAGUGUUAAACCGUCCUCACAGCCUAUCGGUGCUAUUGGCACUAAGGCACCACAUUUCCAGGCACAAUCUGCACCUCAGCCCAAUCAGUUGGCUUAUAUACCAUACGAUCCAAGUCAAGUACUCGGCGUAAGUGGAAACUACAUGGGUAAUUCCCAGCUAGUACAGCGUCAAGGACCAAGUGUACAACCAUCGGCAAAUAGCUAUUAUAGCGCCACGUCCGCCGGUAAAACUAAUAUCUCUCUGUAUGUAUUUCCAGGCUCGCAGACUGGUUUUUAUCAGCCAGGUGGUGCUGGCCAGCAAACUGGCACUCCAUAUGGUCUUCAGGGCUUUGGACAGCACAGCCAGAGCCUGGCAACACCUGGCAAUGCAACGCCUGUUGGCCUUCAGAAUUUUAGUUCACAAUUUUUAUCUGGAUCUGGACUCCAGAUAGCAGCUGCUGCUGCUGCCCAGCAAUUUCGUAAUCCCACUGGUGGGCUACCAGGACCAGCAAAUGCAGCAGCAACUUUUCUCAGCAAGCAUCAGCAGCAGGAGCAACCGAGACAGCUGAAGAGCCCCUCGGGCAAUCAGCAGGAUGUUCUUGCAUCAGUCUUCAGUUCGACUCCACAAAUACCGUCACCAAAAUCGAGAAAUUGUAAACAACAGUCCCAAUCACAACAGCCACAACCAAGCCCAACACAACACCAUAAAUAUCCACCUUACCAAGGGGUCAGUCAGUCUGCUAUGGUAAGCAGCUAUAGUAACUAUUUGAUGCAACAGAACGUUCGUGGAAUGGGAAUGCCACCAAGGGGUGGAAUUCAACCCUCUCAGCAGCGCUAUCCACCCCCAAUUCAGAGGCCUGUGGUGCCGUUUCCACCAGGACCUAAUCCAAAUAAUCCCAAUCAGCAGCAGCAGAAUUGCAUGCCUAAUCAGCAGCAGAAUCAGAUGAAUCGUCACAGACCUAAUAUUCAUCAGCAGCAGAGGAACAUGAAGAUGCAGCAGCAAUAUUAUUCUGGACAAGGUAACGUCAAAAUCGAUCAAACAGACAAGAAUGACUCCCACAACGACAAAAUAACCGAUCCAACGUCUGGUAAUCAGUCAGGCGGAUCGAAAGCGAGUGUAACACAGCAGGAAAUUGACACUAAAGAAGAGGUGAAUCAACAAACCGAUUAAAUAAUUCAAAAUAAUCAACGAUUUCAAUCCUGAUAAUGUCAACCGGUUAAACCACAAACACAAUGAACAAUGACUAGUUAAAAACAUUGAUUUUCGUUGCACACUAGCUCUGAACGAUUGAAAAAAAAUGUUCUAUGAAACUCUAGGUGAAGUAGUUUGAUGCAAAAAACGUUUGAAGCGUGCAACAUUUUUUUUUAAUUUUAAGUAAAUAUUUCGCCCUCUGUAGGUGUAGAAUUCACGUUUAAUGGGAGUAAUAAUGAGGGAAAGGCAAAUGAUAUGAAAUAUCGAUAUUCUCCCUGCUCGACUGAUAUAAAAGAAGGGGAAAAAAAUCAGUUAUACGAUUUUCAGGCGUUGAAGCACGUUAAAAUGCUCCUGAAAUCGUUAAUUCCAAUUCGAGAUUGAGAAUUCGAUUGAUAUAAAAAUAAAUAAACCACUGGACUACGACAUUUUGAUACAUGAGAAUUCGUGUCACACGAACACUGAUUUUUCCGCUCACUAGAGCAUUAAAAGUAAUGAAAAAAAAAAACCCUCGAAAAAAAAAUGGUAAA
This is a messenger RNA of Diachasma alloeum, 8924 nucleotides long. RefSeq names its product protein PRRC2C (gene nocte). The transcript has 13 exons. Lineage: Eukaryota; Metazoa; Arthropoda; Insecta; Hymenoptera; Braconidae. The coding region runs from base 652 to 8376 and encodes 2574 amino acids. Gene Ontology annotation, biological process: cell differentiation. The record is from RefSeq and is a predicted model, not a curated record.